CCCGCCACGAGACUCUGACAGCGGCGCGGCUGGCGCGGCUCGGACGCGCAGGAACCGGCUGACCCCAGCAGCGAAGGAGGACGCGAGGACCGCGGCUCGGGGCCAAGUGCGGGAGGCGAGCAGGGCCGGAGGCGCGCGGAGAUCCCCUCUGAAGCAGCUGGGAGCUCAGAAGCUCUCUCCAUCCCUGAGGAGUGGGUUAGCCACAAGAGCAAGAAGUGAUGGACUGGAGUCCACCCAGCGCCUGAGGCAUGAGCAGAAUCCACACCCAUUAGACCCAGAGCCUCAGAGUGGGAGGCUGCACUGCUGGGGAGAUCCAAGAAGAAUCAAUACUUUGGCCCCUGGCGACAUGUACACGGUGUAAUGACAGUGCUAUGAAGAAAUGGAAGCUCAGGAAGGUGGAUAAACUUUCCCAAAGCCACACAGCUCAAAACGUGUUUUGACCCCUCGGUUGUGUCCAAAGCCAGUAGUGCUUUGCAACGCAGCCUCCCAGUUCUUCUAGCUUAUAGAAAUGAGCAGAUUUGCAGAAAAACUGGUGUCCUGAAAUUUAAGACUAAGACAUCGGUGCUUUCCCAUCUGCUUUUAAAAGCUGGCCAUACUUGUGUGUGUGAAAUUAGUUGUUGAGCAUACUGGUGGAAAUGGGGGUGCUUGUGGCCCUGAAGGCCGCCUGCUCUGUCUCCAACUGCCUGAGGGGCUCAGGCUCUGGCUGAGAACAUGGCCAAUGACAUUGACGAGCUCAUUGGCAUUCCCUUCCCCAACCACAGCAGUGAGGUCCUGUGCAGCCUCAAUGAGCAGCGGCACGAUGGCCUGCUGUGUGACGUGCUCCUGGUGGUGCAGGAGCAGGAGUAUCGGACACACCGCUCCGUCCUGGCUGCCUGCAGCAAGUACUUCAAGAAGCUCUUCACCGCCGGCACCCUAGCCAGCCAGCCCUAUGUCUACGAGAUUGACUUCGUGCAGCCUGAGGCUCUGGCCGCUAUCCUGGAGUUUGCCUAUACCUCCACGCUCACCAUCACCGCCGGCAACGUCAAGCACAUCCUCAAUGCUGCCAGGAUGCUGGAGAUCCAGUGCAUUGUGAACGUGUGCCUGGAGAUCAUGGAGCCUGGGGGGGAUGGCGGGGAGGAGGAUGACAAGGAGGAUGACGAUGAUGAUGAAGAUGAUGAUGAUGAGGAGGAUGAAGAAGAGGAGGAGGAGGAAGAGGAGGAGGAUGACGAUGAUGACACGGAGGAUUUUGCUGACCAAGAAAACUUGCCUGACCCCCAGGACAUCAACUGCCACCAAAGCCCUUCCAAGACGGACCAUCUCACAGAGAAGGCCUAUUCAGACACCCCCAGGGACUUCCCUGACUCCUUCCAGGCUGGCAGUCCUGGCCAUCUGGGGGUGAUCCGGGACUUCUCCAUUGAAUCUCUGCUGAGGGAGAACCUGUACCCCAAAGCCAACAUCCCCGACAGGAGACCCUCCUUGUCUCCAUUUGCCCCAGACUUCUUCCCACACCUCUGGCCAGGGGACUUCGGUGCCUUUGCCCAGCUGCCUGAGCAGCCCAUGGACAGUGGGCCACUGGAUCUGGUCAUUAAGAACCGGAAGAUCAAGGAGGAGGAGAAGGAGGAGCUGCCCCCACCCCCACCCCCACCCUUCCCUAACGACUUCUUCAAGGACAUGUUCCCUGACCUGCCAGGGGGGCCUCUGGGCCCCAUCAAGGCAGAGAACGACUACGGUGCCUAUCUCAACUUCCUGAGUGCCACCCACCUGGGGGGCCUCUUCCCACCCUGGCCCUUGGUGGAAGAGCGCAAGCUGAAGCCCAAGGCCUCUCAGCAGUGCCCCAUCUGCCACAAAGUCAUCAUGGGGGCCGGGAAGCUGCCGCGGCACAUGAGGACCCACACUGGGGAGAAGCCAUACAUGUGCACCAUCUGCGAGGUCCGCUUCACCAGGCAGGACAAGCUGAAGAUCCACAUGCGGAAGCACACCGGUGAGCGGCCCUACCUGUGCAUCCACUGCAACGCCAAGUUCGUGCACAACUACGACCUCAAGAACCACAUGCGCAUCCACACGGGCGUGCGGCCCUACCAGUGCGAGUUCUGCUACAAGAGCUUCACGCGCUCCGACCACCUGCACCGCCACAUCAAGCGCCAGAGCUGCCGCAUGGCGCGGCCCCGGCGCGGCCGCAAGCCCGCCGCGUGGAGGGCAGCCAGCCUGCUCUUCGGGCCCGGCGGCCCGGCCCCCGACAAGGCGGCCUUCGUGAUGCCGCCCGCGCUGGGCGAGGUGGGCGGCCACCUGGGCGGUGCCGCCGUGUGCCUCCCGGGCCCCAGCCCCGCCAAGCACUUCCUGGCGGCGCCCAAGGGCACCCUGAGCCUGCAGGAGCUGGAGCGGCAGUUCGAGGAGACGCAGAUGAAGCUGUUCGGGCGCGCGCAGCUGGAGGCCGAGAGGAACGCGGGGGGCCUCUUGGCCUUCGCGCUGGCGGAGAACGUGGCGGCUGCGCGGCCCUACUUCCCGCUGCCCGACCCGUGGGCCGCGGGCCUGGCCGGCCUCCCUGGGCUCGCCGGCCUCAACCACGUGGCCUCCAUGUCUGAAGCCAACAACUAGGCGGGUCCCUGUCGACUCCAGUCCUCCAGUCCUCCUCCCUCCAGGCCCGCUGUACCCCACUCCCUGGAUCUGAACUUUGCAUUUUAAAAACCCAAAGGGAAAAAUGAAAAAAACAAACAAAAAAAUACUAGAAGUGAUGGCAUUUUCCCGGGCUCCUAAAGCAGCUGCCUCCUUUUGCUGGUGUCUGAGAGGGGCAUCUCCUCCCAAAGAGCCUGGAGCCCGGGCCUCCCCUCCCCCCACCCCCGGCUGUCUCUCUGGCUCUCACAUAGAAAUUUGCACUGGCCCAUGCCACACGGAGCUGGGUGCCCAGCAGCUCUUAGGAGCUGGGUGAGUUAUGAGGGGUCAGGGGCGGUUGGCCUGGUGCCCAGCCAGUCAGAGCAGGAGCAGGGUAGGGGCUGGGCAUGCACCUUGGUUAAGCCCCACCCCCUGUGAUCAAGUCUCCCCAACACUCCUCUGAGGGCUCAUUUUCCAGUCUCCAGUGGCCCCAGGGUCCUUUUGAGAACUAGCCACCUGCCACCUAGAAAGAAAUGCUCUUUGGCAGGGAGGCCUCCUGGAGUCAGGAACCAGGCUCUGGGAGGACAGGGUCAUUUUUCCCUUACCUGUCCAGUGACCUUGACAGGUCGGCCCUCUGUAUCUCGGUGCCACCUGGCUAUGGAAGGGGCUGGUAACUUAGGUUCCCUUCCUCUGCCCCUAAACACAUAUACACCUAUCUCCCCAGAGAAUCCUGGAGAGGACAGGAGCUCUGUACUCCCCAGGUCCAUGGGGAAAAGUUUAUCUUUCUGGACUUAGUUUUAUCACAUCCAGCUGUCUAUUACCAUAUUCGCAUAGGUGAGAACUAUGGCCAUACUAGACAGAGGUCACAGGAGACAGGGGAGCUUCAGAGCGUCACCGAAGUCCACAGGCAGCUCUGGGAACUCCCAAUGCCACCCUACUUUCCCUGCAGGCCGCUGUUGAUGUCUGAACCCCUGGGGGCACUAUUUAGUGUUUACCCCAUAUCUCCAAGGCCCCCUCCAAGGCUGAGCAGUGUCUUGGGGCUCUCAGGGCCAACAUCGAAGAGAUGGGGGCCACCUCUCAACACCUAGCAACUGUCUCUCCUCACCCUGAUUCCUGAAAACAGACAAAAUGUCUGGUUUUCUCGGGUUUAUGUUUGCUUUUUAAGUUAUGGGUUCCUCAGGGCACAGCAUGGCUAAUGAUGGUCCCCUUUGUUGUGUGAGAGCCCCCUCCACCUCUUCAUCCUCCCUGUGGGGGUGAAGUGGGAGUAUUUGGGUCUCCUUUUUUGGCAAAAGGGCUCAGUACAGGGAGGUGGAAGCCUCCAAGGUUUGAAGGGCACUGUGACUUAGGGCUGUCACAUGUUCUCCUGGUUCAUGAGUUUGAAGCAGGUCCUGAAAAGGAAGGCUCUGCUGGCCCCAUGCCUUCCUGACCUUCUCUCUCCUUCCCUCCCCUCUCUUUUCUUGCCGAGUUCGCUUUGGUUUCUCAGCAGCCCAGAGAGGAGGAGGGUUCAUCCCCAGGGAGGGUCCAGGGCUAGUCCCCAGUCCCUGUGCCGUGGGCACAAAGAGACUUCAGCUCUUCCUGUCGCCUUGGCUUUUUCCUGAGCAAACACACAAGAAACAAAAAGGCCGAGAAGAGCACAGACUCUGUCCCUAUCACAGCUCUCCAGAAGAGACCUCUGUGAUUCUUUGUACCACCGGAUGCCACUCCAGCCGGCAGGAUUGCUACACACACCCUCGGUCCUCAGAAGUCAUCUACCUGGGCAGCCGCCUCUCAGAUUCCUGUCUUCGUUUCAGACAUUUGCCUCUGAAGCAUGCCUGUAUCCACCAGCCAACGUGCCCGUGUCCCCCCUUCCCCAAUCAGCCAAGCGAGUGGGGCCAAACCAAACUUUAAAAGAAAAAGAAAGGAAAAGUGAAUAAAUUGGAUUCCAGUGGUGUUGGGGCUUUCGUUUUUAUUUUGUAAAGGUAAUGACUUCUUAUAAACUCAAUUUUUCAGAUGA
Molecule: messenger RNA, 4561 nt
Organism: Cebus imitator (Panamanian white-faced capuchin)
Lineage: Eukaryota; Metazoa; Chordata; Mammalia; Primates; Cebidae
Gene: ZBTB7C
Product: zinc finger and BTB domain containing 7C
Exons: 7
Coding region: 712-2574 (620 amino acids)
Biological process (GO): regulation of transcription by RNA polymerase II
Molecular function (GO): DNA-binding transcription factor activity, RNA polymerase II-specific; protein binding; RNA polymerase II cis-regulatory region sequence-specific DNA binding
Source: RefSeq, a predicted model, not a curated record